GGGAUUUAAUACACGAAAGGUCUUUGCGGCGUUUACGAUGGGCGUUCAAAUUAAAGUUGAAUAUUGCGGCGGAUGAGGCUACGAGCCCCGCUAUCAGGAGCUUAAGCGGGUAGUCACCGCUGAGUUUCCUGAGGCGGAGGUGUCUGGCUUUGUCGGCAGGCAAGGGAGCUUUGAGAUUGAGAUUAAUGGUCAGUUGGUCUUUUCAAAGAUGGAAACAAGUGGUUUUCCCUAUGAGGAUGACAUUAUGGAUGCCAUCCAGAAGGCGCACGAUGGCAAACCGGUAGAGAAGAUCACCAAGAGCCGUCCGCCUUGUGUCAUCCUAUAACCCUUUACCCUUUGACCCCUCUUCCCUGUUACCAUGACAACAUAAGCCAGCACAACCACCACAGCCACAUUUACUGUAAAAACCCAUAAGAUGAUAAAAAGUCAUAAAAGCCUCUUUUUUUUUUUUUUUGGAGUUUUCAUGUACCCAGCCCAUAUGUCUGAGAGUCCAGAUUCAUCUCUCCCCCUCUCUUUCUGUCUCUCUCCGUUCUUAUCAGUUUAGUCCAUUCCCGUAUUCAAACAAUAGAUUCACCAAUUUUUCAUCUUUUCACUGUGACGUUCUCACUUUUAAGUGACUCGUGAGGUCUGGUUUGCGUAUGUGCCACCGACUUUGGGAACGCAGCCGUGACCGGCGUCUUCACACGCAGCCGGAAUCUGAAGGAGCGUGUCGGGUUUGUUCUAGUCUCAGGUCUGUCUUCAGAUUUCUGUACUCCCUCUGUUUCUAGCUGUAUCAAAACAAACGAAGACCGCAGUGAAAACUAGAAACGUUGGUGAAUUCUUACCCGUUAGCUAUCUUGGAGAAGUCUAGGUAACGUUGCUGUGACGGUUGGCUGUCUUUGGACGGUUGGCUGUCUUUGGACGGUUGGCUGUCUUUGGACGGUUGGCUGUCUUUGGACGGUUGGCUGUCUUUGUCUGAAACCUUUUUAUACAGCUCCUCCCUUGUGUCUCUUCGCCUCUCUGUUCCUGUCGGGCUGGGUCUUUUUUUUUCUGGACUUUUAUGAUUACUGUAGCUUAAAGGUGAAAAGGUUACAGUAUGAUGCCUGCAGUCCAGACAGCCCUGAAUCAGAAACAGAGAGAUGAGGGAGACGCUGAGGGUGUAGACAGAACAGUGGAAGGGGGUGGGGUCCUUUUUUUGUUUUUUUUCCCAAGAGCCACUUUGCCUGGCGGGAUGGUAUGGACACCUCUUGCCUGAUAUUUGUUUGUUUGUUUGUUUGUUUGUUUGUUUACUGAAACUAAAUUAAUACACGAUCAACCUCGGUGUAUGGAAAAUGAAUUUUGAUGUGGUGUAACUUUGCUUGUAGGGUGUAGGAACUCAUAAAUGAUCAAAAGACUUUUUUUUUUGUAACAGUCAGGUGAAAUACUAAAGAAGGGACAAAGACAUGUUCAGAAAUCACGCACAUAUCCGCCUUGCUAUGUAACCGCAAUACCGAGCUGCUGUUUUGAAAUUAAAUUACGAUGUCAUACACAGACUUUAA
Messenger RNA from Chanos chanos (milkfish), 1517 nucleotides. RefSeq names its product migration and invasion enhancer 1-like. Gene Ontology annotation, cellular component: cytosol. NCBI's taxonomy places the organism in Eukaryota, Metazoa, Chordata, Actinopteri, Gonorynchiformes, Chanidae. Gene Ontology annotation, biological process: negative regulation of apoptotic process; positive regulation of filopodium assembly. The transcript has 4 exons. The record is from RefSeq and is a predicted model, not a curated record.